AUGGCUCACCUGCCCCAAUCUCUGGAUUGCUGCGGAGGACUGGAUAAUGUGGAUUAUAGUAAGGUUGAUCCCUCGGCCAUGGCUUUCCUCCUCAGUUACGUAGACCUUACGGACUCAGUUUUUGGGGUGGCUGUCUUUUUCAUUGCCUUCAACCCCCUCUUCUGGAAUACGGUAGCCAGAUGGGAGCACAGAACCCGGUCUCUGACGCACCUCUUCCGUUCCCCGUACACCGCCUGCUACUCCCUUGGAGCCGUCAUCUUGCUGCUUAAUUUCCUGCGGAGUCACUGUUUUGCGGAAGCGAUGAAGAGCCAGCCCAAACUGCAAGUUCUGGACUCCCUCCCUGGCUACUAUGCCGGAGCCGGACUGGUGGCAAUAGGCGUUGUGUUCGUUCUCUCCAGUUUCCUCGCUCUGGGCUUUGUCGGAACGUUUUUGGGCGACUACUUUGGGAUCCUCAUGGAGGCCAAGGUGACCUGUUUCCCGUUCAGCGUACUGGACAACCCGAUGUACUGGGGCAGUACCAGCAUCUACCUGGGAUGGGCCGUCAUGCUCGCGAGUCCAGCUGGUCUCCUCCUGACCGCAGUCGUGGCUCUGUGCUACACAAUUGCUCUGCGGUACGAAGGGCCAUUCACCGAACAAAUCUAUCGCCAGAAAGCAGCCAAGAGCAAAUAGCCGCAGCUGCA
Euleptes europaea (tarantolino) is the source of this 680-nucleotide messenger RNA. RefSeq names its product phosphatidylethanolamine N-methyltransferase (gene PEMT). Lineage: Eukaryota; Metazoa; Chordata; Lepidosauria; Squamata; Sphaerodactylidae. The record is from RefSeq and is a predicted model, not a curated record. Gene Ontology annotation, biological process: phosphatidylcholine biosynthetic process. The transcript has 7 exons. Bases 1 to 669 code for a protein of 222 amino acids. Gene Ontology annotation, molecular function: phosphatidylethanolamine N-methyltransferase activity.